UGUGUGUCUCUUGGCAGAGGAGUGGACAACGAAGUGCAGGACUAUCUUCACCGUAAGCGAUUCCAUGACCGAUAAUAGCAAUAAGAUGCCAACUGACGAGACUCUCGGGCGAGCACAGAUGGAUGCAGAGAAAAGAGGCAAGGAUAUCGAAUCUGAUUCUCGCAUCGCAAAGAAGAAUCAAGUUAGUAAAGAUUCACAGUCAACGUAUGCAUCGGCCGCGGUUCCUGCAGUAGCGGCAAAAUGGAUUGUUCGGAUUCUUGAACUUGAAGGACGACCGGAACUCGAGAAAAUUCUGCAGAGUGACUUUGGUUUACGAUGUUGUACCGUACGCCAGAUCAAGCAUGUAUGGAAGUGCCUGCUGCACUGCUGUUUUAGUUUUGUGGUUAGCCGCCUUGGCCUCCACGGACAACCAACAGGGAGAAAAGAUGUGUGUAUGGCCAAAUUACGGCGAUACUUUUACGAUGAUUCAGAUUGCACCGUUGUUUUCACGCUCGGAAUGAUUGCGUUGCAACACGACCUAGAGCGAGAGUCCUCUGCGGCUAAUAUUAUACUUCCCCCUUCUUUCCCCAUGCCCCAGGUCCCCCGUCAUUCAAAACGUAAAGCAAUCUUACCCGCACCCUGCACACCGAGCAGCUUACCAACAAGGUGUGCACCAUCUUCUUGUCAUCCAUUGCACAAUACGCAAAACACCACGAGCUGCAGGCCAUGGCAGCAGGGGUUUACCACAUUGUCCACUAGCGCAAAUGCGAGAAAGGAUGUGGCGGUAUAUCAGAAACGGAUAAUAGAGGAUACGUCCAGCACAUACUUGCCACAGCGCAAACGCGUCAAAUGUGAACCGAAAAGCGAGAUUGGCGCCUCCUACGAAACGCAACCUAGAAACAGUCUAGAGGCAAAUUUGAUGAUGCAGCUUUGUCAGAUUGGGUUUUCCAACAAGCAUGAGGUACUUUCGUGUAUCCGACGCAUUGCGAGCAAUAGCACGGAUGAUCCACCCAACAUUGAUUCGGUGAUGAUCACUCUCGUGACACAACGCGAAGAAGCCGACGAAGCUCGUAAAAUUGACAAAGCGAGACUCCUAUCCGAGCAAAGCAGGAAAGCGGAAGCCCGACGUUGUCGUCUAGAGAUUCAGCAACAGGAAGACGAACGUAUGCUCAACUGUAAUUUGAGCGUUCUUUCCUCAAAUCCUGCAAUGUUCCCUCAAUCUUGGAUAUUAAAGAGUAGGGCAUACAAUCAAAUUUUGCUUGCCACUCAAUCAGAUCAGAAAACAAAAGGUGUUCUUCUGGAACUUUUGAAACUAGAAAAGCGAGCUCGAACUUGGUACAAUUACACCCUACCAAAAGCAUACUUUGGCAUUGUUGUUCCUCAACGUUUACUGCAAGCGUCUUCCCUGACCAACCAGCUACGCACGGAAGUUGCAACGCUGAAAGCAGCAAUGUUCAAAUUGUCCGAGCAGACAAAGGGUGGUGUACCGAGAAUAUUGUUGGAGGCUCAUGAAAACUAUCAAUAUGAAAUGAAAUCCGUAGGCAAUGAAGCCCUGGACGAGAUUGAAGUUCUCGGCAAAAAGUUGCCUUCUAUGCCCAGUCAGGGUGGAUCAUCCGGCACUGAUUAUUCAAAUCAUGAAGUAAUCGAAAUUCUAAAUCUGAACACUAACAUCACCAAUGACGGAAUUAAAGACAAAGACGGAACAGCAGAAGGCACCAACAACGGAAUCGAGGACAAAGAUGGAACAGCAGAAGGCUCUGACGACGGAAUUGACGACAAAGACGGAACAGUAGAAGGCACCAACAAUGGAAUCAAGGACAAAGACGAAACAGCAGAAGGCACCAAUGGACCGGAUGACAAGGUCAAAUCCAUCAGCUAUUCUUUUCUUAAUGUGCGCUAUCCCGUACUAGUAAUAGUCAAGAAGCCAUGGAUGACUCUUGCAUGGUGUUUGCACAAUCCCCAGGAACCUGGAAAGCAUCCUGAACAAAAGCAAAUGCUGUGA
Messenger RNA from Phaeodactylum tricornutum CCAP 1055/1, 1981 nucleotides. RefSeq lists its product with no specific name. The coding region runs from base 65 to 1981 and encodes 638 amino acids. The record is from RefSeq and is a predicted model, not a curated record. The transcript has 6 exons. NCBI's taxonomy places the organism in Eukaryota, Bacillariophyta, Bacillariophyceae, Surirellales, Neidiaceae.